UAAGAUAAUUUUACACACAUACUUUUCAGGUAACACGAUUUACAGACUUGGCAGAAUUUGCCAUUGAGGAGCAAGAUCGUAAACUUCUAAAAUCCGUCUCUACAUCGCACAUUCCGCAAUCAGUAGAUGAGAUAAAUGGUCAGGCCAGCCCCUCCAUCACUUCUGUACAGAAAAUACAGAAUAACAGUCCACCAGGAGGACACAGCACAGUUGGUCGAACUAUAUCUCAGAGUCCCAGCACCCUAACUCUUAGCCCACGGAAGUUCCCUGCUUCUCUGGGUCAAAAGGGAUUGAUGCAGAGAUUUCUGGCAACUAGAGGAAAGAUGGGGACACUCAGCUCUGGAUUCGUUACUGCAUCAAAUUCGCCCACUCCAGUGCCACUACCAGUAUCUCCUGUUACAACCAACAAACUUGCAGAUACAUCACUUGAAGAACAGCAGAAUUCACAAGACAAUGAGAAAGAGAAUGGAGAUGUUCAGCGAACAAUGUCUCGUCGAGGAUAUAUUUCAGCGGGAGAAAAAAUCCAAGUGGAACUACAAGAGAUGCAAAAACGUGAAGAAGAACUGAGACUGCAGCGUGCUCGAAUGUUUGCACGAUCUCAACCCAAUUUACUGUGCCUUGGGGAUGGUGAUGAUGAGGAGGAGCAGAACCUCACAACAGACAGAGAUGUAGAGAACCACACCCCUCUUCGCAGUGCUGUGUCAAAUCCUAAUUUGUUGGACUCAGAAACAACUCUUAAUGGUGACAGUGAAUCAUCAUUGGACAAGUCAUCCUUCAGGAACAUCCGGAAACGAAGUGCUCUGAUUGCCCAGUGGGAGAAUAUGAUUCAGCAAAACAUCGAACAUUGAGCAAGCAAGCAGUUUGAUUAGUACAUUAAUGCAGUUGAAAUGACAGCAACUUAAAGAUGAAUAUUCCACCAGAGUUAAAACUGAUUGUGUCUUAAGUGAAAUGUUAGAAAAAGGAAAUGGACAUGGCUUAUAGCUAUGUAAAAUGAUGCCUUAUUACUAAUCUGAAAUGCUUUAGAAUCAUAAAGCUGUAUUAUUUUCUGUAUGUGUUAUGCCAAAACAGAAGUACAACAUGGAAAAAAUAAGUGGAAGUGUGUCGAGCAACAAUGUUAGUGUGCUGUAACAUAUGUAUUCUGUUUUCUUAUUGAACUUACCUCAGUCUUCUAGUAUGGUGCUACGAAGUUCAACUUAUUUUUGUGUUAUGAUGAGAUAAUUAACACAAGAUAGAAGCCUUUCUUUGGAUUUGUGAAAAUUAUCACAAAGACCAAAGUACAAUUAUAUUACUUCUUGGGUAUUUUCUGGACUUUUGAUAUGCUAUGCACUUGUUACUUUGAUAGAAACCUUUGUCACUCAUUUAGAAAAUGAGAAAUGUAUGAUUUAAAAACUUAAGUUUAUAUUAAUGAGAACGAAAGUUUUCAGAGUUUUGUUAAAGUCAUGUUCCUAAGCAGGGAAUUUUAUAUGUAAAAGCAUCAAAUGCAACACUCUUAUCUGGUGCAUCUUGUUAUCAAUGAAGUUAAUUAUCAGUUUAUGUCACUCUCUAUGCCUUAUUUACAAAUGCAAGUAACAUAAGUAUUUAGACUGCAUGUGUAUUCAUCUUGCACUAGAUGCUUUCAUUCUGCCAUUACUGGAAUUUUUAUGCAUUAACCUGUUAAGUAUGUUUUCCUUAUCUUGCCAUGUCUUUCUUAAUUACUUUGGCAAAGAGAGUUAUUUACAUUCACAUCACUUUCUUUGCAUAUUGUCAAAUGUCUUAUCCACAUUCUAAAACAUCUCAUAUAAAUAAACAUCAUGUUUCCAAGAACAAAAAAAUUAAUGUAAACUUACAAAAUUGAAGAUCAAGAACAUUGCAAUGCAACAUGAAGUGAGAGAGUGAGUGAAGUUUAUUUUAUUAUUCUAUGAUAGAACACCUGGACAUAAACAUAAUAUUACAAGUGUAAAACUAAACUUUAGUGUAAUACUUCUGCAAUCUUCCUCCAAAACACAAUUUUAUAGUCUGUAUCACUGCUGAAAUUAUAAUAAAAUGGCAUUUGGAGGAUAAUUGCAUAAGAAUUUGUUAAAAAUUUGUGGUUGUGAAUGGGGAGAAUUGGUGCUUCAUUACCUUAAAAAUAAUAAAUAAAUAUAAAAGAAAGGGGCAGCAUCCAUUAUAGUUUGAAAGUCCAUUUUUCCAUGCCAGCCCCCCUAUUAAUGGCUAUAAAAAAAUAAUAUUUUGUGCCCAUUAAUUUGUUUCAAAUAAUUUGAAAAUAAUAGCAUGGCUGUAUACUCUUGCAGGAAGAGAUUCCAUGCCAUUUCUUUCCAGUCAACUUAUUAUAGGUGUGGCAUAAGAAGUCACCAGAAAUGGAUAGGCAGGUUGGGAGAAACUUUAUGCUACACUCUAUCAUGCUGGCUAUUAUACAUUCAUCGCACGGGUGACUUGAAGUGGGUCUAUGUCUAUGAGAUGGAAAUAGUAUCAUAAAACAGCAUUGUGCACAUGCGCACAGUAUGGAUCACAUACAGCCCACACCAUCUUGUGGUGUGCUCAGUAGUACAUCCAGUCUUGUUCUGUCAAGGUAGUUUAUUCUUCCCUCAGAUCCCCAGAAAGAAAUUGAGAAAAUAUCUCAGUAAGAACCAUCAGUGUGCUCAGAGUUCUGGUAACUUAUGGACCUUACAAUUUUGUUGCAGUCUAUAGAAUAUUGUGAUUAUAAUAUAGACAUUCCUUCAUAUUGAUAAAAUGAAAAUAUUUCUUUUCCUAAUUCAUUAUGUAUUAAAAAUGUGUUUACAAUAGUUUUUUCUUGCAACAGAUGUACUAAUUUCUUAUCCAGUAUAUAUAAGAUUAUAUGUUCCUUUCAGACAUAGACUGAAAUGGCUAAUAAACAAAAGCUUUACUUCAUCAAAGUAAUACAAAAUGAAAUUGUGUGUAUUGUGUUUAGUUAAUGCUGCAGUUACUAAGUAAUUGGUGUUUUUUGUUAGUUCAUAACUUUGUGAUAUAUUGGCAAAUAGAAUUAAUUUUUUUAGGUACGCAAGUGAUAAAUGUAUAUACUGCUAAAAUGGUAAUUUACAGUAGCCAUUCGGUGUACUAUAAAGGCAAACUGUAGACUUAGAAAAUUUUAAAAUUCAUUUCAUAAUACACUUUAAAGUUAGUUGGAGGCAUAUGAUUUGUUAAAAUAUUCCAAGAAGUAACUUUUAAGCCAUACUGCAGUCCUGUUGCAAAUGAUUAAGCUGAAAUUCAAUAUGUAAUAUAAAAAAAACUAAAUUUUCUGUCUUUAUCCUGUCAGUAGGUCAGCUAGUUAUAAAAACUGGUACAUGAUUAACAUUUAUUUGAAGUUCACCUUUAGCUUUUCUCCUAUUUUGAUAACGUAAUCAGAUUAAUUAGUAGUAUUACUUUACUAUGUAUUUUUUAGUUCACUGCCAGUUCCAGUUGCUGGCUAGUUACACUGAUAUUUCAAAUGUAUUAAUUAGUUACAAGUACCAGAGCAUACAUUAAUUUCUAUUCCAAGUUAGGUGAGAGGAUGUUCAAUGAAAUUACAUAAUAACAUUUGGAUGUAAAACUGUUCAUUGUAUAUGAGUGUGUUCAGCUAUGUUAAGCAAUAAGAGACCAAAUUCUUUCACUAUCAGAUAUAAUGCACUGAAAAUGUCUUUGAAAUUUAAUUUCAGUAAUACUUAUUCUCCAAUUCAAAAGUACAGAAAAUGGGAGGAAAAUAUCUAUGAAUUUAAAUAUGCAUUUUAUUAUGUUAGUCACAUCAGAAUGUCUGCCUUUUUUGCAAAUGAAAUGGUACAGAAUUGUAACCCAUUGUGGUGUGGUCUUCACACCUCAUAUGUUAGCAUGUCAAAUUCCAUACAAAAUAGUAAAUUAUUUAUAUUUAACAUCUUUCCUGGCCGUUUAGUCAAGAAUUUGGCAUGGAAAACAGCUUAAUGAUUUUUGGUAUGUAUCAAAUAUAAUACAUCAGAAUUUAUAUUUUAAUUCUCAUAAUGAUAGCAGUGAUGCACAUAUGAGUCAUGGGCACCACUGAAUAGUAUUUUGUGUGCACUGCCAAUGAUACACAUGUGUCACUAAUUGUAAUGUUACACUAUUAUAUAAUAACACAGGUAGUUUUUGUUAUUAAUAAAGAUACUUAAAUCAACAGAU
Messenger RNA from Zootermopsis nevadensis, 4104 nucleotides. NCBI's taxonomy places the organism in Eukaryota, Metazoa, Arthropoda, Insecta, Blattodea, Termopsidae. The record is from RefSeq and is a predicted model, not a curated record.